GGUGUGUCGGUAGGCGUGGUGGGUAUCAGUUGGAGAUUUGGCCUUACGCAACAAUUAUAUAAUUAAAUAAAUAAAUAACAACCUUAGUUGAGGCAAAUUGAUACAAGAAUCGAUUAAAAUGAGGGCUAUCACUUUGUUCUUGGUCUUUGCAUUAUGUGGUAUAUCACAAUCGUACGUGGCUCCGCAGGAGAAAAUAAACCUGAGAAGAAUCGGUGUCCAGGGUGCUCCGAUCCAAAAAGGACAACCGAGACCAGGCGUCGAAAAUGGCCCCGCUGUAAUUCGAGGGUCCGGAAUUGUCGAAUUUCUUAGAGACGUGGGUCACGACAUUCUCGAUUAUGGAAAUGUCUAUUUGGGUGAACUCUUCCAGGCAGCGUCAGUCGGGGCGCUGGUGGAUGUCAAUGACCCCGAAGCUGUCGCAGAGGCGACGCAUUAUAUUUCCAACCAUACCAAACUAAUUUUGCAAGCGAACCGGAUCCCACUAACGUUCGGGGGCGACCACGCCAUGGCCAUUGGUACUCUGAACGCCAUGUCAGAAAGGUAUCCCGACUUGGCCGUCAUUUACAUUGACGCGCACGCCGACAUCAACACGGUUGAAACGACCCCUAGCGGAAAUUUGCAUGGGAUGCCGCUUUCCUUCGUGAUUAACGAGUUGAACGCUAUUAACGCUAAUUUAACCCCUUUCUCCUGGGUUGUACCGAGAAUUCCUGCCGCCAACGUGGCUCACAUUGCCCUGCGUGACGUUGAUAUCGGGGAAACCGAGACAUUGAACCGAUUGGGGAUGGCACACUACACUAUGCGGGACGUGGACAGGCUCGGAAUUCGUGGCGUUGUUGAAAUGGUGCUCAACAGGAUUGGCGGGUGGACGAGACCGAUCUACGUUUCGAUGGAUAUUGAUUCCUUGGACGAUCUGGAGAUCGGACAUACGACUGGAACUCCAGUUCCCGGCGGGCUAUCAUUGAGAGAAGCGCUGACCAUGUUUGAAGAGCUGUACAGAACCGUGGACAUUGUUGGUUUUGAGUUGGCAGAGGUUAAUCCUGAACUAGGUGCCAGUGCUAAUGAGAUUGCAAGGACUGCCACCGUUAGUAGACACAUUUUAGCCUGUGUUUUCGGCUCGUGUUAUGGAAGAUGGCCAUGAGUCAUGCUUAAAUAUGGUGCACUUACAUACCAUGUACCAACAUACAUAAGGUGCUGAGCGAUGAGUACAAAUAUAAAUAUAGGUAAUAUGUACAUACAUACAUAUUUAAAGUUAUUUUCAAAUACAUUACUUAAAUUUUAUUGAUAACACGAAAUUUCUUGAAUAAAAAGUAAAUUAAGAUAUGCUCAACGAAGUC
Folsomia candida is the source of this 1331-nucleotide messenger RNA. Its product is annotated as arginase, hepatic. The record is from RefSeq and is a predicted model, not a curated record. The coding region runs from base 119 to 1135 and encodes 338 amino acids. NCBI's taxonomy places the organism in Eukaryota, Metazoa, Arthropoda, Collembola, Entomobryomorpha, Isotomidae. Gene Ontology annotation, cellular component: cytoplasm; cytosol; nucleus. The transcript is spliced from 6 exons. Gene Ontology annotation, molecular function: manganese ion binding; arginase activity.